This is a messenger RNA of Penicillium cataractarum, 2079 nucleotides long. RefSeq lists its product as uncharacterized. The record is from RefSeq and is a predicted model, not a curated record. Gene Ontology annotation, molecular function: potassium ion transmembrane transporter activity. Gene Ontology annotation, biological process: potassium ion transmembrane transport. Gene Ontology annotation, cellular component: plasma membrane. The coding region runs from base 1 to 2079 and encodes 692 amino acids. The transcript has 2 exons. Lineage: Eukaryota; Fungi; Ascomycota; Eurotiomycetes; Eurotiales; Aspergillaceae.
AUGGGGUGCUGUGGUGAUCGUGAAAAGGGUGCAGUCUCAAUGGAGGAGAAAUGGGACUAUGUGAACCUCGACGAUUUCAAAUCCGACUCCUGCUGGACUCCCUUCUCCUACUUCUUCCUCUGGGUGUUUCUGCUCGUCUCGUUUGCCGUUUAUGGUGUCGAUACCUUUACCGCCGUCAACCUACUAGCCUUCUCUCGCUGGAGUGGCCGCGUCGAACCCGCUAUUCCAUUCAGAAUCUCUCGGUGGAUUUUUGCCGUCUGUAUCCUUGUGUCUUUCGCCCUCUUGAUCUAUCGAUGGAUGCUUGCUAUCCGUGCGAUGCGCUCCGGCAGCAUCACGCGGAGUUACCUCGACCCUCUUGCGGUUCGCGUCCAGUGCUUCAGAGUGUUCACCAAGGAAGGUCGUGGGUGGAAGCGCUUCCUUGUCUUUGCCGAAUUGACCAAGAGUAAGAAAGGAGCCGAGUAUGUCGCGCUUUACUCAUACUUCUCUUUCCAAUUCUGGAUGAACACUGUCUUCGCUGAUGGGCCCCGCCAGGUCAUCAACGCCAUCACGCUGUGGUCCGUCAUGCAGGCCGACCUUAUUCCAGGUGGCAAGAAUGCGGCCAAAGACAAUGGAACCUCGGAUAUUCUGCAAUUCUUCAACAACGUGAAGAUUCUCGCAGAGGAGAAUAACCUCCAAGCUGUGGUUCUGUUCGGUAUGCUGUUUACUCUGGUAAUCUGGGUUCUGUCAGUUUUGAAACUGGCUUCAGCCGUCGUUCUUUACUUGAUCUUCUUGUUCCAUCACAUUCCUUCCACGGACGGAACUCUCAAAGCCUAUUGUCGUCGCAAGAUUAGCACCCGGUUGACGCGCAUCGUUCGGAAGAAGGUCAACAAGGCCUUGGCGAAUGGCUUCAAGCUACAGGAUCGCGCACCGACACAACCCAGUGUGGUAGGCGGAGAUACCAAACCGACCUUGCCAUCCCUGCCCAAUCUCGAGGCGGAUAAGACACCUGCUGUGUCGACCCUAUCCCGUAGUACCACGCAGACUACAUUGCCUCCUUACACGCGGUCGAACUCUACUGCAACUGAGAAAAACCCAACUCUGCCAAGCCUUGACUUUGAUAGCAAGCCACCACUCACUCGAACAGCGACUCAGUCAUCUGCCAUGUCCGAAUCUGCAUCAUUGACUGGUAAUGCGGCUGCGAUGGGAUACAGUCCACUGGAUCGCCAGAACACCCCACUGCCUCCUGUUCCACCUCUGCCGACACAUAUGGCAAACGUGCCCCCCUCAAGGACAAACACGGCUCAGUCGCGACGUACUCCUGGCCCACAGCCGUUCGCCAACGAUGUUGGCCGAAAUAGCCCGGGACCCGGAAUGCGCAACCUGACCGAUUCUGGUGCUCAACCAUACCGUCCAUUCAGCCCUGCUGUUGAUCCUUAUGCUCGAUCACACACGCCCGGUGCAGCCGUUAUCGAUGACUACUUUGACCGUUCACAUACCCCGGCUGCCCAGGCCUCUUCCUAUGAUCCUUAUGGAACACCUGCUGGUUACUAUGGUGCUCCUCCCGAGGACGAAUAUGAUGAUGACUUGGGCGCUGGAGCACAUUACAACCAGCGGGCACCCUCUCGCCCCCAGCAAGAGUACCCCUCCCAUGACGGAUACCAAGAUCGAUCCUAUACGCCAGCAAGCACAGGAGCAAUGCCCCAUCCUCCGCCUGGCCGAUCCAUGACGCCCGCUAGCACCGGCGCAACAUCACAUCCUCCACCUGGCCGGUCAAUGACACCGGCAAGCUAUCGAAGCACACCUGGUCCUCAAUCGGAUGGACAAAUGCAAGGCGCACAACGAACCUACACUCCCUUCAGUCCCGAAAGCCCGGUCGACACUCAAUCUGGGUACACGGCAUUCAACCCCAACGCUAACAGCGCCAAUGCCAACAACGUUCCAAUGCCCUCACAGACACCACAACCUCGGAUGCAAAGACCCCCGGGUCCAUCUGGGUACCAACCCUUCGUACGCGCCAACACCGCGUCUCCCUCUGCGAUGAACCGACCCGGUCCUCCUGCGGGAUACGGUUUCAACCGUGCAAACACCAAUCAAUACUGA